CAGCGAGACCGAAGUGCAGUUGUCGCUUCUGUUGUUCAAUUCUUUCUUGUACUACUUUGCAUUGAAAAAUAACUGGGCGAGCAUGGAGAUCGGGACUGAAAUAAGCAAGAAGAUACGGGCUGCUAUUAAAGGGAAACUGCAGGAGCUGGGUGCCUAUGUUGAUGAAGAGCUGCCUGACUACAUCAUGGUGAUGGUGGCUAACAAGAAGAAUGCUCAGCAGAUGGCAGAUGACCUGUCCCUUUUCCUGGGCAACAACACCAUCAAAUUCACUGUUUGGUUACAUGGAGUCCUGGAGAAACUAAGAUCAGUGGCAGUUGAGCCUGCUUCACUCAGACCUCAGCAUCUCAGUGCAGACCCUUCCUCUGGGGCUGGGAGGAUCCGUGUCCCAUCAGCAGAUGAGAAGAGGGAGGACUUACGGAACCUGGGAGUAUCCAGCUCGCACUCUGACAAAACGGAAGCCAGAGUGUCCACCAGUUCUGUCUAUGAACAUCAUAUUUCCUCUGGAAGGAGAGAGUCCUUUGACAGUGUCAACCCCAGGCUCACCUCAGCCGUCAAGCCACUGGUUGAGUUCCUGUCUUCGGAAGCUGUUAUAGACAUCAAGCCAGAGCCAGAUGAUGACCUCAUAGCAGAAGAGCUGGCAGAAGGGGGGGCACGAGGCAGCAGCAGGCCUGGGACAGUGGUCACCUAUGGCUCUGCGUGUCCAUCCGCUGAGUUGUAUAAGACUCCGCUCAAGGGUCAGUUGAACGUAGGUCAAUCACGCACCCCUGGCCGUGCCCAGGAGAGCCUUUAUGGUUACAAGUCCCCAGAGGGCCUGCGUAGCCAGGAGCAGCCCUACAGCAGACUGCAACAUAGCUAUGCCCACGUUCUACCAGACAGCAGGGGCUCCAGGACUAGUGUGGAUCGUGUUGCUAGAGAGGACGAAGCAUCCCGUAAGCGCAAGGCUCCAGUAGCCAGCUCCAUUGUCCGGGUGAAUAGGGGCAUAGGUGAAGGGCAGGAAAGUGACGAACUUGAGGAGGAGGAUGAUGAGGAAGAUGACGAAGGCUACAGGGCAAGGAGCGGAGGUCUUACGAGUAGGGUGUCCUUACCAUCCAAACCAGAGCGCAGGCCUUCUUUGCCACCUGCAAAGCAGGCAAAUAAAAAUCUGAUAUUGAAAGCCAUUUCUGAGGCCCAGGAAUCCAUUUCUAGAACAACAAACUACGCAACAGCACCCCAAAGGCAAAUGGUUCCCGUGGCCCCUCGCACACGCUCUGCUGGUGAGGACAUGAGCGCAGCUGUACAGCUUGUCCCGGAUAUCCAUGAUCACAUCACCCGUCGAAGUCAGAUUCAAAGCCCGGUUGAGUCUCAGCCAGCCAGACAGCCAGUUCAGACAGGAUUGCUUUCUUCUCGACUCCAGUUGGACCUACCAGAAGAGAGUGUGAGGGGACCAGAAGCUUUCGUGGAGUCUGACCUGGGAGGGAUGAAGCCCAGUGACACACGCUCCUUUAUUAUCCGCCGGGCAGAGGCAGAAGAGGUGGGCUCCAUCCGAAAUCGAUUGGGCGAAGUGAUGGAGGAUGUCCCGCUCCAAGCAGUUCGUACAGUGCAAACCAGGGACAAUGCUGAUGCUGUGGCCUGCAACAGCCCAAAAUUCAUUGUCACCCUAGACGGGGUACCCAGCCCCUUGGCUGACAUUGCUGAAAGUGACAUGGAUAGUGGGGACAAGACCACUGUCCCUGCAAGUCCCCAAGACAGAUGGCCCAAAACCACCAUGCCUCAGAGUCUACAGAGAGAACUCAUGUACUCAGAUGACGAGGAGGAGCAUGCGGAGCAGGCAGCCAUCCCAGUAAAGCGGCAGAAGGUCCUGGAGCGCUGCAAAUUCUGGCCUGUGUGCAAAAUUGGAGACGAGUGCAUGUACCACCACCCCACAGCACAGUGCAAGACCUUCCCCAAUUGCAAGUUUGGAGACAAAUGCUUGUUCAUCCACCCGAACUGCAAGUACGAUGCCAAGUGCACAAAGGCAGACUGCCCCUUCACCCACGUCAGCCGAAGGGGGGCGCCACCCCCAUCCAGACCAACUCUGCAGUCAUCCAGUAGCACCUGCCGCUUCUUCCCAGACUGUAAGAAGGUGGAUUGCCCAUUUUAUCACCCCAAAGCCUGUCGAUUUGCAACUCAGUGCAAGCGGGCUGGUUGUCCCUUCUACCACCCAGUUCUCUCUGUGCCUCCUAGACAUGCUCUCAAGUGGACAAAAGCCACAAGCAGUUAAAUGGGCCAGAACUGCGCAGAAGAAAACCUGAAAGUUGUUACAUGGUCCAGUUUUGACUUUUCACAUUUAUUCAUGAUUGUGUACAUGGACUUUAUAAUUUAGUUUCUUUUUAAAUGUCAAAUUUUCUGACAUUUUUUGUAAACUGCUGUACGUUGACACCAUUAA
This is a messenger RNA of Scleropages formosus (Asian bonytongue), 2404 nucleotides long. It is a transcript of the gene zc3h14, whose product is annotated as zinc finger CCCH-type containing 14. Bases 83 to 2239 code for a protein of 718 amino acids. The transcript is spliced from 17 exons. Gene Ontology annotation, biological process: regulation of mRNA stability. The record is from RefSeq and is a predicted model, not a curated record. Gene Ontology annotation, cellular component: nucleus; cytoplasm. Lineage: Eukaryota; Metazoa; Chordata; Actinopteri; Osteoglossiformes; Osteoglossidae. Gene Ontology annotation, molecular function: metal ion binding; poly(A) binding.